Coregonus clupeaformis (lake whitefish) is the source of this 1877-nucleotide messenger RNA. RefSeq names its product zinc finger protein 143. Gene Ontology annotation, cellular component: nucleus. Gene Ontology annotation, biological process: regulation of transcription by RNA polymerase II. The record is from RefSeq and is a predicted model, not a curated record. NCBI's taxonomy places the organism in Eukaryota, Metazoa, Chordata, Actinopteri, Salmoniformes, Salmonidae. Gene Ontology annotation, molecular function: DNA-binding transcription factor activity, RNA polymerase II-specific; RNA polymerase II cis-regulatory region sequence-specific DNA binding.
UAACGUUUCUGUCAAAUUUAGUUCGUUAACUAUAGCUACCUAGGUAUAGGCAACAAAGAUCCAAUACCAAUCACAUUCAUAUUUGAUACGGUAACGUUAUGUCUGUCACAUAGCUAGCUGAAGCUGCACUGUUGACUGUCCUAUCAAGUUCCAUCCAACUUGGCAACAACAUGAACUGUUGAAUCUGCGCAGCUCCUGUCUACUGUUGUACAACAUGUCAGCUGAAAGCAGCUGGACAUUAGAUUUGUAUUAUUAAUGUACAUAUGAUCUAGUAAUGCAACAUACACUGCUGCCCAACUGAAUAAACUGGGUCUAUUCACAUCCAUAAGUUACCAUUGUGCAUCUGACUGCAAGAGCUGUAUGGAAAGUGUCUGACUGCACCCAAUGCAGCCACACAUACAGUGAAUAUAACGUGUGUGUGUGUUCGUCUGGACAGAGCGACAAUGCUGUUGGCUCAGAUUAACCGGGACUCCCAGGGCAUUGCAGAGUUCCAAAAUGCAGGUGGAGACACUCAGCAGGUCACCCUCUGUUUGGCAGAGGCUGUUUCAGAUGGCGAUCAGAUGGACAUGGACACUGUGAGUUUGCAGGCUGUGACCCUUGCAGAUGGCUCUACAGCUUACAUACAGCACAACCCUAAAGAUGGCAAGUUCAUGGAUGGACAGGUCAUUCAGCUGGAGGAUGGAUCUACUGCAUAUGUCCAACAUGUAUCAAUGCCAAGAGAGAGGAGGCCAACAGGUGGACAGGAUCUCCUUUUGUGUGAUGUAAUUGGAGGAGAUGGUCUGAGACUUGAGGAUGGUCAGGCAGUGUAGCUGGAAGAUGGCACAACCGCCAUCCACACACCAAAAGAUACCUAUGACCAGAAUACCCUGCAGGCUGUUCAGCUGGAGGAUGGCACCACAGCAUACAUCCAGCACACAGUACAGAUGCCCCAGACCAACACCAUCCUGGCCAUCCAGGCAGAUGGGACAGUGUCAGACCUGAACACUGAUGGAACCCUCGACCAAGAGACCAUCAACGUGCUGGAACAAUACACCACUAAGGUGGAAGCUGAUGAUGUCAACUCCACUAUUGUGCUUCAAAGGGUAGAGUGGUUACGUAGUUCAAGGGAGCAGCCUACAGAGAAAUCUUUCCGCUGAGACUAUGAGGGCUGUGGGGAAACUCACACAACAGCACACCAUCUGAAGGUAAAGCACACUCACUCCUAAAAAUGACAUCUUGAACGGUACCACACAGGUGACCGGCCAUAUCUGUGUGAUCACCUGGGCUGUGGAAAGAAGUUUGCUACAGGGUAUGGCCUGAAAAGCCACAUCAGGAUACACACUGGUGAGAAGCCUUAUCCGCCAGGGAAGUGCACUGUGCAAAGUCGUUCCAAGACGUCUGGUGACCUCCAAAAGCACAUCAGAACCCACACAGAGAGAAGCCCAUUCAUGUGCCCGUGAGGGUGUGGGAGAUCGUUUACUACCUCUAACAUCAGGAAGGUGCACAUUCGCACACACACAGGGGAGCGGCCUUACUACGCAGAGCCUGGCUGUGGGCGAGCCGCCAGUGCCACCAACUAUAAGAACCACGUGAGGAUCCACACAGGAGAGAGAAGCCCUUACGUAUGUACAGUCCCAGGCUGUGACAAGCGGUUCACAGAGUCCAGCCUUUACAAACACCACGUUGUCCACACCAUGGCAAGCCCCUACAACUGCAACCACUGUGGGAAGACCUACAAGCAGAUCUCCACCCUGGCCAUGAAAACGCACAGCGCAUAACGCACAGAGCCCAUUGAGGAAGAGCAGGAGGCAUACCACGAAACCCUACAGGUGGCCAUUGAUUUGGCCUCCUUUCAGGACAUGCAGACAGAGGAGGGGGCUACCCUGUCACUCUGUUAG